Messenger RNA from Suricata suricatta (meerkat), 2848 nucleotides. RefSeq names its product leucine rich repeat containing 59 (gene LRRC59). The record is from RefSeq and is a predicted model, not a curated record. Gene Ontology annotation, molecular function: protein binding. The coding region runs from base 228 to 1148 and encodes 306 amino acids. The transcript is spliced from 7 exons. Lineage: Eukaryota; Metazoa; Chordata; Mammalia; Carnivora; Herpestidae.
UGACGUGGACACGGAAGUGGUCGUCGUCGCGGCUGCACCGGUGGGAGCGGGGCGCCGGGCUCAGAGUGCAGCGGGUGGUCGGACAGACGGCAGCGUCUCGCACCUGUGGCGCCGGCGGAGGCAGGCGUUGUUGGUUGCGUGCGAGUCCGCUGAGCUGACGAGCGGCUUCUCAGCCCCUUUUCUGCCGGUCGGAGCCCCGGAGCCCAGACCGCUUAGCCGGCGUCACCAUGACCAAGGCCGGUAGCAAGGGCGGGAACCUCCGCGACAAGUUGGACGGCAAUGAGCUGGACCUGAGCCUCAGCGAUCUGAAUGAGGUCCCCGUCAAGGAGCUGGCUGCCCUCCCAAAGGCCACCAUCCUCGAUCUGUCCUGCAAUAAACUGACUAGUCUACCGGCGGACUUCUGUGGCCUCACACACCUGGUGAAGCUGGACCUGAGUAAGAACAGGCUGCAGCAGCUGCCGGCGGACUUUGGCCGUCUGGUCAACCUCCAGCACCUGGACCUCCUCAACAACAAGCUGGUGACCCUGCCCGUCAGCUUUGCUCAGCUCAAGAGCCUAAAGUGGCUGGACCUGAAGGAUAACCCCCUGGACCCUGUCCUUGCCAAAGUGGCAGGGGACUGCUUGGACGAGAAGCAGUGUAAGCAGUGUGCCAACAAGGUGUUACAGCACAUGAAGGCCGUGCAGGCCGAUCAGGAGCGAGAGAGGCAGCGGCGGCUGGAAGUAGAACGAGAGGCUGAGAAGAAGCGGGAGGCCAAGCAGCGAGCGAAGGAGGCUCAGGAGCGGGAGCUGCGCAAGCGGGAGAAGGCAGAAGAGAAGGAGCGCCGGAGGAAGGAGUACGACGCCCUCAAAGCCACCAGGCGGGAGCAGGAGAAGAAGCCCAAGAAGGAAACAAAUCAGGCUCCCAAAUCAAAGUCCGGCUCUCGGCCCCGCAAGCCACCCCCCCGGAAACACGCCAGGUCCUGGGCGGUGCUGAAGCUGCUGCUGCUGCUGCUGCUGUGUGUGGCCGGCGGGCUGGUGGCCUGUCGGGUGACGGAGCUGCGGCGGCAGCCCCUGUGUGUCAGCGUGAACACCCUCUACGACAACGUGGUCCGGGGCCUGCGCAGCCACGACCUCUUGCGGUGGGUGCUGCAGGCUGACUCCCAGCAGUGAGCCCGUGCCCUCGCCCGCUGCCUCCCAGCCUCGGAGCUCGCGUUCCUAUGGAAUUGGGUUCUGCUGGACACAACCUCUUUUUGGCGUCCGACCUACCUGCCAUCAUCAAGUGGCUGCCGAUUGGUACUCGAGAUCCCGUCUUUGUAGGACUUCUUUGUCCCUCGGUCAGGGUUCCCGGGUGGAACGAGAAGUGAGACGUGGGGACAGUUACCUGCAUGCCUAAAGGAACGAGCUUGGGGUGGGGAGAGGGAAAAAUAGCCUUUUCUAGUUCUACAAAGCUGGGUAAAGGCAAGGCUCGUUUCUACUAAACGGUCAGGUCAGCUCUUACUACAUUUAUACUUUUGUAUGUCACAAACCCUUUCUUUCAUUCCACCCUGGGCAGCCAGGGCCGAUCAGGAGGCAGUGUGAUAUUGGGGGUUAAGGGAACACCAUACUCAGCAAAUCUAGCCGAAACUGGGAGGGGUGGGGGGAUACCUAUUUUCUUAAGGACCUCAGACAUUUUUAAUGACUAUAUAAAAUCUCAGGCUGUGAAAGGGAUUGCAGGACCGUCCCGUCCAAUAUAGAACACUCGCAGACAGGGAAACUGAGGCCGUCCAUGACUUGCUUACGGUCUCCCAGCUAGUUUGAGGCAGAACUGAACUCCUGCUCCAGUAGCUUCUCCUAUCAUUUUGCUUCCUUGCUGUCGUCGGGAGGGAACAGAAGUCACACCAGAAUGGAAUGUCUUGCAGCUGGGGGGUAGGACCUCUGAUGGUAGAUAGCUUCAUGCCCCACAAACAGAGCCCAUAGCCGUGAGGGUGCCUAGCUACUCCUCCCGAGGCCUGCCCCGGCUCAUGUGGCUUUCACAGAAUGGGGACAGUCCAGGCUCUGUCAGAGUUUCAGAGCAUUAACCCCGAUUGCCAGUACGCACGGAGGUGGACCACGGCAAAGCCAUAUUGUCUAGGACAGCUGUUGGUAGUUGGUGUGACAAAGUCAGCCAAAGGCAACCUGAAAACUCAAGUUUGAUGGAGACGGACAUCUAGGACAACUAGAGUUGUUUGGCUCUAGACCUAGAACCACCUCCACACUAAAGGAAGCGAGAAGCACUGUGGAGUUUAAAAGUGGUGCGCUCCCUAGUGACCAGCACGGACAGUGGCAGGCCAGUCCGUCCUCCCAUCAGCCAGAUUAAGCCUCUGCUUGCUCUGUGGCCUCCUUGGCCUCUCUCACACAAGCUGGAGGAAGGGGUAAGAAGUGGGCCUCAUGGUGCUCAUUCACGGAAAACUCCCAGUUCUGAGCUGCUUGUCUCUCCCUCAGGAGAAUGAGAACCCGUCAUGGCUCAGAGACAGUGGGGUCCGGCGGUGUUGGCCCUGCUGGCUCGUUUGGACAGGGCGGCCACUUGUGACUGGCCUCAUGUCAGAAGUGACUUGUUCCUUUCUCCCACCCCCCCAGAUAGCUGUGCUGCAAAAGCCCACACCUUACUCCGAAUCACUACACAUUCCUUAGUCUUCCUUCAAGCUCCAGAGCCAGGGUACAAACACUUUAUUGAAACUACACAGUACAUAACAGGAGUCCCCAUGCAGGGGCUGGCUGAGGGUGACAGGAAGGCAGGGUGCGCCCAGCCCCAGUCAGGCUGACCCGCUGAGGGAAGUUCACUUGUGAUCUCGAGAUUUGAUGUUGAGGUUCUUCUGGAUUUCUACAGUUAAUAAAUACGUGUCUGAGUGGUC